AUGUGCAAAGACGGUACCAAUAUGAUGCUUGCCUUUGUAUUCAUUUGGGGUUGUCAGUUAGCAAUUGCGCAUAUCAUCGUGAUCCGAUUAUCCGCAUUUUCAGCCAGUCAAAUUUCACCCACCAGCGCCGAAUCCAAAAAUGAUGGCUUCACAUGGCAGAGAAUUUUAGGAAUGCAAAGCUCCUCUGAAAUGUCAGCAUAUUAUGAUUAUUGUAUAUUGGUGUGCCGUCACUGGCUGGCAGAUGAUAACCAAGCCGAUCCCGCGGACUUUGAUGGGUUGUUGUUGGGAACAUAUAGUGUUCAUGACAAUCGAGGUAUGUUGGGCAAACCAUCGAUUCCUCAGUUGGGCCGUCAUGCAUCUAAUUCUCCGCUUGCAGAGUACUUUGUUCACCCCUCAUCCGGUGAGACGUUGAGAAUCGGAACGCUGGCGAAUGUGGUACUGAAUGAAUUUCGCGUCACCCUAUUGUCAAUUGGAUUAAUCCAGAAAACAAAAAUAGACAUUCAGCGUCCCUACGGAACCUUCUCAAUCCGUGCAUAUAUUCUUUGAAAACAAUCGAACCCACUCUCUACAAGGCAAAUUUGUAACACCACAUACAUAUUCUUUCAUUGUACCGGAAAUCGCACUGAGUAGGGAAAAUGAGACUUCCACUUUAUUAGUGGUGCGUCGAACGGAUCAUCAUCUCGACUCUGUUGACAGCAUCCAGCUCAAGAUCGUCGGAUAACGUCCAUUGAUCAGCAAAACUUAAAUAUGUAAAUGUCUUACUACAAGUAUUAACGACCCUGCUGCCUUUCAUAUAAUUGGCCGUCAUCGAUAAAACGCUCACGCUGCAGCGUAAAAAUCCAAGAAUGACUGCCAGUUUAGUUUAGUAGUAACUGUAUAUCAUCUUUCACAUAUCUGGUUAGUAGGUAUUGUUAAUGUUGCCAUCAAAUAUAUGUAUCCGUGCAGCCGGUCGAGAUAACACUCGACUUA
This is a messenger RNA of Radiomyces spectabilis, 969 nucleotides long. RefSeq lists its product as uncharacterized. NCBI's taxonomy places the organism in Eukaryota, Fungi, Mucoromycota, Mucoromycetes, Mucorales, Radiomycetaceae. The record is from RefSeq and is a predicted model, not a curated record. The transcript is spliced from 4 exons. The coding region runs from base 1 to 546 and encodes 181 amino acids.